Messenger RNA from Acinonyx jubatus (cheetah), 2394 nucleotides. RefSeq names its product myomegalin. The transcript is spliced from 7 exons. The record is from RefSeq and is a predicted model, not a curated record. The coding region runs from base 300 to 1283 and encodes 327 amino acids. NCBI's taxonomy places the organism in Eukaryota, Metazoa, Chordata, Mammalia, Carnivora, Felidae.
CCCGCCCCCGCUGCCCUCGCGGCCACGCGGGCGUCACCCGCGGGCCGUAACGUCCCGGCCCGACUGAGCUGCCCCGACGCCCCGGAAGGAGGGACCCGGAGGAGGGCAGCCUCGCCUUUCAGCCCUGUCCAGUGUUAGGCUCCCGAACCGUCGUGGAGGAGACAGAAACGGAGAGGUGGAAACAGAGCCCAGGGGAGGGAGGAACUCCACGCGACUUUCCUCCUCUGCAAACAGCCCGAAGAUGAAAUCGGCGUCGCGUAGCUGGUGAAGGAGGCAGUAAGAGGAUUCUUCAUGAGAAAAUGCUGCAACUGAAAGCUGGAAUACAGCAGCCCCUAGAGAAGGGACCUGCUGAGAGGAGAGUGGGUGAGCAGCAGACUCAGCCAGAGGAGACAGGGUCCUCCGCUGUGUCCCACAGCAGGAAGGUAGCAAGAUUUGAGGAGACGCAGGAAAGAACACUCAGGAGACAGGAGGAGGAUCUCACAAGAUGUUGUCUACUAGCUGAAAAAUGGAAAUGCCAUUCCUUGAUCCAGGAUCAGGCUCGAGAGUUGACCCACCUGCGGCAGAAGAUGAGAGUGGGGAGAACUUUCUCUUCCCUUCUCAUUCAGCAUGUCAGGAACACAGUGAAAACCUUUGAGGAGCUCCUUAGCAGCAAUAAAAUUGACCACUGCAUGGAGCAGCGCUUCUGUGAGCAGCUGGCCAAGGGGAGCCAGCUGGCAGAGAGCCUUGCCAGCAAAUUCAGCACAGAUGACUGCAUAAGUGAGAAGAAUCAAACAGGACACAUGCUGCGGACCCUCAGUAUCUUAAGGGAGAUGCAUACAAAGGGUAAAGUGCCAGAAGCUCUAAAGACCAAACAGCAGGCCCAGCCCCAGACUCUGCCCCAGAUCCAGUCCAGCAGCCAUGCCCAGUCUGCUGCCCAUCACUCCUCCAGCAGCACCUCCCUGCUUCAUGAAGAGCAAGAAGUACACCCUGCAGUGGCUGUGGCCAAUCCCAUCCAUCAUUCUAAUAAUUCAGCUGUAAUGUCCUCUGAACCCUCAGUAUCUGGGACGUGUCUCAGGUUCAGGCUGAACCCAUCGCCAACUUGCCUGUCCCCAGAAUUCCCCAAGGAGGGCACUUGGGUAGCCUCGGUGCGGAGGAGGAGCAGCAUACAUUUAAAAUCAAACCUUCAUUUUCUCCUGCUCAGCUUUCUCUUUAAUUUUCCUCCUGAGAAAAGCAUUUCUGUUUUUAGGGAACUGUAUCAAUCAAAUUCUGGUGUAAAUAAUACUGAGAAACCAACCUUAGUCUGAUUUUUUUUUCCUGAAUUGACUGUUUUAAGCAAUGAAUGAGCCAUAUUGGGAUUUGACCUGAUACUAUUCCUGUUUCUCAUUUUACCCUGAGGAUCAGAGCAGCAUAAUGUUUCCCCCGGGAUUAUAGCAACCAAGGAAAGAAAGGAAAUUCACAUUUAUUGAACAUCUGGUAUGCUCACAUUACUAACUACGCAUCUUGCCUUUAAUUUAAUCAGCAUAACCAUCUCCUCAAGUAGUUGGUGGUGUCCCAGUUUUACAAGGCUGAGGACACUGAGGCUCAGUGAAGUCAGGACACUUACUGAAAAGUGGCCAGCUUGGGAUGGCAUUCACUGUGAGCCUGACUCAACAGCUCAGACCGUCCACUGCACGGCAGCCUGAGCAGUCAGGGACCAAGCAGGGAGGGCGUCACCUCUUCACACAUAUCUUUUGCUGGGUUUCUGGAGCCGGUGUUUUCCCCACUCCACUCUUUCUGACAAUGGUGUAGCCUCUGCAGAUGAGACAAGUCCCUAUGGACAUUGCACUUUUGUCCACGGAUUUAUGAAUGAAUGAGCUGUCCUUGAUGUGUAUGUGACAUCUUCCAAGGGGCCCAGGGGAGUUUUACCUACAUCCUUGAAUUCAGUUGCCCAGAGUCACUUGACCCAAACUCAGGGCCACCCUGGGAGAUAGCAGAAGGGCAAACACACCUUCCCCCUCACCAACAAUUCCCGCCACAACUGGUAGGGAAGGCCACAUCUCAAGUGGCCUCAUCGCAUUGCAUCACCCCUAUUUUCUGCCACGUUCUUCUUCUCUGAGGGAGAUUGAAACCCUUCUUUGUUCCAUCUGGAGUCAUUAUCCUCUCAGAGGGGCAUUGGCUUAUCACUGCUCCUCCUCUGUUUUUUGGACCAAACUUUGUAGAACAGUUAACAAGCAGUGUGACUGGUGGGGCAGCUUCCCGGUGAGGUGAAACCCUUCUCACGAGAGGCUGCUCCCUGUUGCUUUCUGCGUACAGCAUAGGGCAUGUUUUCUGUGCAUGUGGCGAGGGGAGACUGGGACGUGAAAUGCUGAUCACUGUCACCGAUGGACCUGGGACUCCUAUGGCCGUGGCUGAGUGUCAGCUGGUUUUCUAGGGAGG